Capra hircus (goat) is the source of this 2755-nucleotide messenger RNA. RefSeq names its product myotubularin related protein 7 (gene MTMR7). Bases 89 to 2071 code for a protein of 660 amino acids. Lineage: Eukaryota; Metazoa; Chordata; Mammalia; Artiodactyla; Bovidae. The record is from RefSeq and is a predicted model, not a curated record. Gene Ontology annotation, biological process: phosphatidylinositol dephosphorylation. The transcript has 14 exons. Gene Ontology annotation, molecular function: phosphatidylinositol phosphate phosphatase activity.
CCCCUCCCCGCACCCCUACCGCCGCUCUGCGGACGCGCGCAGGUGCCGGAGGCCGCGCCCGCCCAGGACUUGCGGACUCAGUCCCACCAUGGAGCACAUCCGCACGCCCAAGGUUGAAAACGUCCGCUUGGUGGAUCGAAUAUCUUCUAAAAAAGCAGCUCUCGGGACUUUGUAUUUGACCGCCACUCACGUCAUAUUUGUGGAAACGGCACCUGAUACAAGGAAAGAAACAUGGAUUCUCCACAGUCAGAUCGCCACCAUCGAGAAACAGGCAACGACGGCUACUGGGUGCCCUCUACUGAUUCGCUGCAAGAACUUUCAGCUCUUACAGCUCAUCAUCCCGCAGGAAAGGGACUGCCAUGAUGUGUACAUCUCUCUCAUCCGCCUCGCGAGGCCAGUGAAAUACGAGGAACUAUACUGCUUUUCAUUCAACCCCAAGCUGGAUAGAGAAGAAAGGGAACAAGGCUGGAUGCUGGUCAAUCUCAGCGAAGAAUACAAGCGCAUGGGCCUCCCUAAUGAUUACUGGCAGCUCAGCGAUGUGAAUAGAGAGUACAGGGUCUGUGACUCCUACCCGACCGAACUGUACGUUCCCAAGUCGGCCACGGCACACAUCAUAGUGGGGAGUUCCAAGUUCCGGAGCAGACGGCGAUUUCCUGCCCUUUCUUACUACUGUAAAGAUAACCACGCCUCCAUCUGCCGGAGCAGCCAGCCCCUGUCUGGCUUCAGCGCCCGCUGCCUGGAGGAUGAGCAGAUGCUACAGGCCAUCAGGAAGGCCAACCCGGGAAGCGACUUCCUUUAUGUCGUGGACACUCGGCCCAAGCUUAAUGCGAUGGCAAAUCGUGCUGCAGGGAAAGGCUAUGAGAACGAAGACAAUUAUUCCAAUAUCAAGUUUCAGUUUAUCGGGAUAGAGAACAUCCAUGUCAUGAGGAACAGUCUGCAGAAAAUGCUGGAAGUGUGUGAACUUAAAUCUCCCUCCAUGAGUGAUUUUCUGUGGGGACUGGAGAACUCUGGCUGGUUGAGGCACAUUAAGGCCAUCAUGGAUGCAGGAAUCUUCAUUGCAAAGGCAGUUUCAGAGGAAGGGGCCAGUGUGCUUGUUCACUGUUCUGAUGGCUGGGACAGGACCGCUCAGGUGUGCUCGGUGGCCAGCCUCCUUCUGGAACCUCACUACCGGACUCUGAAGGGCUUCAUGGUAUUAAUUGAAAAGGACUGGAUUUCCUUUGGUCAUAAGUUUACUCACAGAUACGGCAACCUAGAUGGUGAUCCCAGAGAAAUUUCUCCAGUUAUUGACCAGUUCCUUGAGUGCGUCUGGCAGUUAAUGGAACAGUUUCCCUGUGCCUUUGAGUUCAAUGAGAGGUUUUUGAUUCACAUUCAACAUCACAUCUAUUCCUGCCAGUUUGGGAACUUCCUAUGUAAUAGCCAGAAGGAGAGACAAGAACUCAAAAUUCAAGAAAGAACAUACUCUUUAUGGGCUCACCUGUGGAAAAAUCGGGUUGACUACUUGAAUCCUCUGUUUAGAGCGGAUCACAGUCAGACCCGGGGAGUCCUUCAUCUCCCCACAGCACCAUGCAACUUCAUGUACAAGUUUUGGAAUGGAAUGUAUAAUCGCUUUGAGAAGGGACUGCAGCCUCGACAGUCAGUCACAGAUUACCUCGUGGCUGUGAAGGAGGAGACUCAGCAGCUGGAAGAAGAGCUCGAGGCCCUGGAAGAAAGGCUGGAAAAAAUUCAGAAAGUGCAGUUAAAUCGCACUAAGGUGAGGAGUAAGCAGAGUGAGCCCAGCAAACACUCAGGAUUUUCUACCUCGGACAACAGCGCAGCCAACACCCCUCAGGAUUACAGCGGCAAUGUGAAGUCCUUCCCGUCCAGGAGCCCUUCCCAGGGUGAUGAGGACUCUGCUCUGAUCCUCACUCAAGACAAUCUGAAAAGUUCAGACCCAGACCUGUCCGCCAACAGUGACCAAGAGUCAGGGGUGGAGGAUCUGAGCUGCCGCUCCCCCAGUGGUGGGGAGUGUGUGCCGAGCGAGGACAGUGGCAAGGACCGGGAUUCCGACGAAGCCGUGUUUCUCACCGCCUGAGGAUCCCCCGCCAUGGAGUUCCCAAGUAAAGGACACACAAGGAACACUUUCCAAAAAUAAGGGAACAGUGCAAUCUCAAAUAAAAACAGCCCAAGAAAUGGUACGGGUCGUCGAAAAUUAUAAAAUGUAGUGAUGAAAAGGAAAAAAGUCCAACUUCGAGUUCCUUUAGGUGUUGAUGUACAGGAAACAGCCAUUUCUUUUAUCAAGCAAAUAUAAGGAAAAUUGUUCCCCAUUCUAGACUAUGGAGGUUUUAUUCACUACAGAGCAAUGACCUCUGCCAUCACCCGAGGUUAUCAAUUCACAUCUUCCUUGCCUGCAGCUGCUCAAAGUGCCCUGACCACGUUCCUGCACACUCGUCUUCAAUCUUUCCUUUUAAUUCAUUUCCAGAUGAAUAUUUUGUUUCCUCAAACAUUUGACACUUCCUUCCUUGACUCUGUUAUCAAGAUUUUUGUUAAUAGAUAUAUUUCUGUAAGAGAUGAGCUUUGUAAUUCUGCUUAAGCUUAGUGUUCAGAUUUAAUGAUCACUUUUAACUUUUCCUUAGAGAUAAUGUAUUUUGAACUGUUAUAAUAGUUUUGUUGCCUUUCCCUGGAAUUUCAUAUUUCUCCUAUUUAAAAAAUGCUAAAACUUACCACACACUUUUCUCUAAUACCAGUCUAAUACCCAAUAAAGCAGAAACAACAUUUA